Dermacentor silvarum is the source of this 841-nucleotide messenger RNA. RefSeq names its product BEN domain-containing protein 5-like. Bases 26 to 376 code for a protein of 116 amino acids. The transcript is spliced from 3 exons. Lineage: Eukaryota; Metazoa; Arthropoda; Arachnida; Ixodida; Ixodidae. The record is from RefSeq and is a predicted model, not a curated record. Gene Ontology annotation, molecular function: DNA binding. Gene Ontology annotation, biological process: negative regulation of DNA-templated transcription.
UAUAGGCCAGGGAUUGCGGAUACCCAUGGGAGCAUGGAAACGAAUACAGCUGCAGCCGAAGGAUAGCCUCUUCGUGAAGGAGCUGGUAGUGGCGAUCUGGGACCCAGCAGACUUGAAGGGUCGUUCCCUCCAAGGCAAGCACUGUCCGAGGUUCCCGGAUCGCCCCCUAAAGGAACCUUUGACACCUUGGAAGGUGGCGGUGAUGCGUGAAUGCUACAAGGAGAGGCUGCUGCGGCUUGGUCUGCCUGCUGACCUACUGCAAAACAGCCUAAAAAGGAUGAACCAUUUUGUAGUCGAAAAGCUGGCCGAUGUUGAGAAACAGGCCAAGAGGUGCAUCAAUUCAUUCACUUUAUCACUAUUUUGUGCAUGUUUGUAGCAUUUACCCUGCUUUCAUCUGUAUGGCCAAACUGUAUGGAAGUUCAAGAUAGUUGGCCUUGCUUAAAUAAGGCACAUCAGUGCAUAGUAGACAAGGGACAACAGCAAAAAUGAGACAAGUCUCAUUUUUGCUGUCUCUGAAUGUGCCGUUAUUUACCUAUAUUCAUACCCAACUAUUCUGAUAUUUUUUGUUAACAUACAGAUUAUGCGCCUCGCAUGUAAUUGCUUUGCAGUUUGUAUUGAGUUGCACCUCAAUAAAGGUGACUGGUCAUGCAUGCUUCUAAAUGUAUGCAUUCCUUGUGAAUGCCAUGCUUAGCUCUGUUUGCAUUGCCAGCAGAACUAAGCAAUGCAUUCACAAGCAAUGCAUACAUUUAGAAGCAUGCAUACUGGUUUUGGCAUGUUUUCUACUGUGAGAUUUUUACAUUCACAUGAUGCUUAAUCUCUUUUACAGGACUGAAAAGGCUGA